Messenger RNA from Ilyonectria robusta, 1509 nucleotides. RefSeq lists its product as uncharacterized. The record is from RefSeq and is a predicted model, not a curated record. The coding region runs from base 202 to 1386 and encodes 394 amino acids. Lineage: Eukaryota; Fungi; Ascomycota; Sordariomycetes; Hypocreales; Nectriaceae. The transcript has 3 exons. Gene Ontology annotation, biological process: regulation of transcription by RNA polymerase II. Gene Ontology annotation, molecular function: DNA-binding transcription factor activity, RNA polymerase II-specific; zinc ion binding.
CAGAUGUUCAUCCAUUGGCCACUUUAGUAUCUGAGCCCUCCACUGUUCGUUCCGACGGAAUAAAUGGAGUCGCAUAGAGAAUGCGGUUAAACCUACCCCUGGGAGUAUUCUCAAGCCGUAUCCAUUCAGCGCACCACCCCGAUCACUUCACCCAGAUUGAAGACCUCAAGAACCGAAAUAAUCUGAUUAACGUUGCCUUUCAUGGAGAACAACGUACCCGACUCGCCGUCGGCUAGUCCGUCUGACAGCAUAGGAAAGGCAUCGACCUCAGCCUCUCAGCCUCGCAACCGGGCUCUAGCCAAAGCUUCGCGGCGAAAUCAUUCCAAGACGAGGACGGGGUGUUAUACCUGCAAGAGACGCAAGAUAAAGUGCGACGAGCAACGACCGUCCUGUAAGAACUGCGUUAAACACGGAGUUACUUGUGACUUUGCACAGGCGACUCAGACCACCCUUCGCCAAAAUCCCAGCGCAGAUUCCGAGUUAAACCUACUGGACCUCGAACUUCUGCACAACUUCACCACCUUGACUUAUUCGACCCUCACUCAUGACCCUGCUAUCCAAAAUCUUUGGAAGUUUGGUAUUAUUCGCUUGGCUGUCGGCUGCGACUAUCUCAUGCGGAGUAUUCUCGCCGUUUCGGCCCUCCAUAUAGCCCAGCACCGCCCAGAGCAGAAGGACUUCUACGUCUCUAAUGCCAUUAUAUACCAUCAAAUUGCAAGCCGCACUGCGAUAAGGCUGAUGGCGGAAGCUAAGCCCGAGAAUAGCGAGUGCCUCUGGGCCUUUAGUAUCUCAACAAUAUAUUUCGCUAUGGGAAGCCCGAGGGAUAACAAUACUUCACUCUUGAUCGGAGAGUCUUCGUUUCCAGACUGGCUUUUCCUGUUGGACGGAGUGCGUCACAUUCUGAAUAGUCUUCAGACCACGUCCUAUACUGGAGUCCUUUCACCGAUGAUUGCCGACGGUGCGAAGAGAUGGAUCGCCUCUCACGAGCCUCAACACGUGAAAUCCAACAUCCUGGACAACCUCGAAACCCAAAUCAGAUCAAAUGUGACCGACCCGGCUCUCAUGUCAAUUUACGGCGUAGCUAUCGACGAGCUACGACCCCAACUGAGCUUUGCGUUUUCUCCGGAAUGCCAGAACCUGGAUAUAAUGGACGCCUUUGUGUGGCAGUUUGCCGUAGUAGAGAACUUUAUGCCUCUAUUGAAGGUGCCAACGCAAGAGGCGGUGGUUAUUUUCGCUCACCAUUGCUUGAUCCUCAAUAAACUGCAGAGCAUUUGGUGGUUGCGAGGCUGGGACAAGUUUAUCAUGUCAAGAGCGUGGGAGAUUCUGGAUCAGGAACACAGGUUGUGGAUUCAGUGGCCUAUAGAGGAGAUAGGCUGGGUUCCACCCUGAUCUUUGACUCUGUAUCCAUAAUUGGUCGCAUAUAUAGUGUCGUGUCCGGUCAAUUUGUUUUUAAAUGCCACGGCUUAAUGUUAAGUUCUUGUUGACCUAACACUCAAAAUCACCAUUGCCCCA